Messenger RNA from Teleopsis dalmanni, 619 nucleotides. It is a transcript of the gene RpII15, whose product is annotated as DNA-directed RNA polymerase II subunit RPB9. The transcript is spliced from 3 exons. Lineage: Eukaryota; Metazoa; Arthropoda; Insecta; Diptera; Diopsidae. Gene Ontology annotation, biological process: transcription initiation at RNA polymerase II promoter; transcription-coupled nucleotide-excision repair; maintenance of transcriptional fidelity during transcription elongation by RNA polymerase II. The record is from RefSeq and is a predicted model, not a curated record. Gene Ontology annotation, cellular component: RNA polymerase II, core complex. The coding region runs from base 137 to 526 and encodes 129 amino acids. Gene Ontology annotation, molecular function: DNA-directed RNA polymerase activity; zinc ion binding; nucleic acid binding.
UUGUUUCAAUGUGUGUAUGUGUUUGACACGUGAUGUCAAAACAAAUGUCCAGAAAUUCAUUUUGGCGUCUAGCUCACAAUAUAUUUUUUAAAACCUAAUUUUAUUGCCAUUUUAUACAAAACGUUAAGGACUAAUUAUGGCUAAUGUUUUUGAUAAUGGUGGAGCAGAAGGUCCUGGAUUUGUUGGUAUACGUUUUUGUCAAGAAUGCAAUAAUAUGUUAUAUCCGAAGGAGGAUAAGGAUAAUAAGAUUCUUUUGUAUGCUUGUCGAAACUGCGAUUAUAAACAAGAAGCUGAUUCUAACUGCAUAUAUGUAAACAAAAUUAUGCACGAAAUUGAUGAGCUGACACAUAUUGUUCCGGAUGUUAUAUCUGAUCCUACAUUGCCGCGAACUGAAGAGCAUGCUUGUCCGAAGUGUUCGCAUCGAGAAGCUGUUUUCUUUCAAGCGCAAACAAGGCGUGCUGAAGAGGAAAUGAGAUUAUAUUAUGUUUGCACUAAUCAAAAUUGUACACACAGGUGGACUGAAUAAAUGUAAAUAGCUUAGUGUACACAUAGUGUACAAAUAAAUUAUAAUGUAAACUGGAACACAGAUCUAUAAUAUUAAAAAUAAACUUAAAACAGU